Messenger RNA from Acinonyx jubatus (cheetah), 1709 nucleotides. RefSeq names its product inhibitor of growth family member 4 (gene ING4). Lineage: Eukaryota; Metazoa; Chordata; Mammalia; Carnivora; Felidae. Gene Ontology annotation, cellular component: nucleus. Bases 51 to 800 code for a protein of 249 amino acids. Gene Ontology annotation, biological process: regulation of DNA-templated transcription; positive regulation of apoptotic process. The transcript has 8 exons. The record is from RefSeq and is a predicted model, not a curated record.
GAUUCAGUCACUUCCGGGGCGGAUCGGAAGUUGCUUUGUUUUGCUUCAAGAUGGCUGCGGGGAUGUAUUUGGAACAUUAUCUGGACAGUAUCGAAAACCUCCCAUUUGAACUGCAAAGAAACUUUCAGCUCAUGAGGGACCUGGACCAAAGAACAGAGGACCUGAAGGCUGAAAUUGACAAGUUGGCCACUGAGUAUAUGAGUAGCGCCCGCAGCCUGAGCUCCGAGGAAAAAUUGGCCCUUCUCAAACAGAUCCAGGAAGCCUAUGGCAAGUGCAAGGAAUUUGGUGACGACAAGGUGCAGCUUGCCAUGCAGACCUAUGAGAUGGUGGACAAACACAUUCGGCGACUGGACACAGACCUGGCCCGUUUUGAGGCUGAUUUGAAGGAGAAGCAGAUUGAGUCAAGUGACUAUGACAGCUCUUCUAGCAAAGGCAAAAAGAAAGGCCGGACUCAAAAGGAGAAGAAAGCUGCCCGUGCUCGUUCCAAAGGGAAAAACUCAGAUGAGGAGGCUCCCAAGGCUGCCCAAAAGAAGUUAAAACUUGUGCGCACAAGUCCUGAGUAUGGGAUGCCCUCAGUGACCUUUGGCAGUGUCCACCCCUCUGAUGUGUUGGAUAUGCCUGUGGAUCCCAACGAACCCACCUAUUGCCUUUGUCACCAGGUCUCCUAUGGAGAGAUGAUUGGCUGUGACAACCCUGAUUGUUCCAUCGAGUGGUUCCACUUUGCCUGUGUGGGGCUGACGACCAAGCCUCGGGGGAAAUGGUUCUGCCCACGCUGCUCCCAGGAACGGAAGAAGAAAUAGAUAAGGGCCUUGGAUUCCCACACAGUUUCUUCCACGUCCCCGGCCCCGGGCUAGUGGGGAGAGGAAAGCCUGUGUUGGGGCCCGGGGGCUCAGGGAGAGCGGAUGGCGCAGUGUUGUCACCCCUUCUCCUUCCCUCUCCCCACUCCUGGUGCUGAGGCUGCAUCCAAACCCUGGUAGGGAGGGGUGCUGCAGCCGCUAACUGUUUGUGCUCUCAUUCAGCCUGCCCCCCUCAGAGGGAAGUGGUUAUGCCCACUGUCCUUUCGCCUCCAUGCCGAGGUUGGUGCUGUAUUUCCGAGGGAUGGUCCUCUUUACUCCCCUUGCUUUGUAUUUAAGGACUUGGGGCAGUAGCAUGGGGGCACUCCCCAGCCCUCCUAAUUCCCUCCCCCUGUGGGGGGGCUGUGGUGUGAUAAGCUUUCUUUGUUCUCCUCCUGCUUUUUCCAUGGUAGGGGCACCCCCAGAGCAUCUGGGCAGUGGCCUUAGUUGAAGGGGCACCCCUUCCUCUGUGCCAACAGGAUUCAUCCUGGCCUUGUGAAUGGGAGAGGGGGCAAGGUGGAAUGCAGAUCGCUCACAUGUAAAGGAAUUUGAGUAGGUGAAUAAAAGCUCUGCGUGUUGGUCUGCUGUGUUUACUGUAGACACUAUUUUAGUACAUGUGCUAAUUAAACUUUUUUUUGCAUCCUCCGGGUUGGACUAGAGGGGGGAGGAUGACAAUGCCAGAAGUAGAACGAGACAUAGAACCAGAAGUGGUACCCCUGCUCCAGAGUCCACAACUUCUCACCUUGGGGAGGACAAAGCUGGCUGGGGGGUGUGCCUCUAGGGCUUUCCAAAACUUUUUACAAUUAUGCAUCUUUUCUCCGUAAACCAUCUUUCACUUGAUUUCCAAUAAACAUGUAUUUGUGUUUUGUGCAUGUA